Molecule: messenger RNA, 1737 nt
Organism: Penicillium atrosanguineum
Lineage: Eukaryota; Fungi; Ascomycota; Eurotiomycetes; Eurotiales; Aspergillaceae
Product: SKIP/SNW domain-containing protein
Exons: 3
Coding region: 1-1737 (578 amino acids)
Biological process (GO): mRNA splicing, via spliceosome
Cellular component (GO): spliceosomal complex
Source: RefSeq, a predicted model, not a curated record
AUGACUUCCAUGGCAUCGGGGCUUUUCAAGUCCCUCCCCAAACCCAAGUACACCGGCGAAGAAGAGGAGUUGCCGCAGCAUGCGCAACCCCGUGGUCCGCGUGUGGUGGGCGCCGACCAGCUCGAUGAAACACAGGUCGUCUUACGGAGAGUUGGACCUCCGCCCUACGGUAACCGCACAGGAUGGCGACCGCGAGCCCCCGAAGAUUUUGGCGACGGCGGCGCGUUCCCCGAGAUUCUAGUCGCACAGUAUCCCCUCGACAUGGGCCGGAAGGGAACAUCCUCGACCUCGAACGCGCUUGCAGUACAGGUCGAUGCUGAGGGCAAAGUCAAGUACGACGCGAUCGCGCGCCGCGGACACGGUGACAGCCGCACCGUACAUGCUUCAUUCAAAGAUUUGAUCCCGCUCCGCCAGCGGGUGGAUAUGGGAGAGAUUUCGCUCGAUCGCCCGUCCGAGGAGGAAGUUGCUGCGCAGAUGGAGAAAACGAAGAAUGCUUUGUCCAGUCUGGUGGACGGAGCUUUGCAGGCACAGAAACCGAAGAACGUCAAAGGUGGAAGCAGAGCCGAGCCGACUUUUGUCCGAUAUACACCAGCGAACCAGAUGGGAGAUAAUGAGCGCAAGAACGACCGCAUUAUGAAGAUUGUCGAGCGCCAGCAGGAUCCCAUGGAGCCGCCCAAGUUUAAGCACAAGAAGAUUCCCCGUGGCCCGCCGUCGCCCCCUCCUCCGGUGAUGCAUUCGCCUCCGCGGAAGCUCACGGCCGAAGAUCAGGAAGCUUGGAAGAUUCCUCCGCCUGUGUCGAAUUGGAAGAAUCCCAAGGGUUAUACUGUCCCCUUGGACAAGCGUCUGGCUGCGGAUGGUCGUGGAUUGCAGGAUGUUUCGAUCAACGACAAAUUUGCCCAGUUCGCCGAGGCGUUGUUCACGGCUGAUCGCCACGCCCGUGAAGAGGUGCAGCUCCGUGCUCAGAUGCAGCAGAAGCUGGCAGAGAAGGAGAAGGCCCAGAAGGAGGAUCAUCUCCGGCAGCUGGCUCAAAAGGCCCGCGAGGGGCGUGCUGGUCCCAGUCGCGGCGAGUCUCGGGCGCGCUCGCGUUCUCGAAGCGGAAGCCGCAGUGUGUCACCAUACCGCUCAAGGUCCGGCACCCCGAGUGAGGACGGCGAAGCUGCUCGUGAGCGUGAGGAGCAGCGUCGGGAGCGACGACAAGAACACGAGCGGCAGCUGCGCCAGUCCCGCAUGGGUACAGAACGUAAGAUCCAGGCCAUGGCCCGCGAGCAGAGCCGUGAUAUCUCUGAGAAGGUGGCUCUGGGAUUGGCUAAGCCCACUCAGAGCUCCGAGUCUAUGUGGGAUUCGCGCCUGUUCAACCAGACCAGUGGCAUGCAUUCUGGUUUCAAUGAAGAUAACCCCUACGAUAAGCCGCUGUUCGCCGCGCAGGACGCCAUCAACAGCAUCUACCGCCCGCGGGCUCAGGCUGAUGCCGACGACGAAGACGCGGAUGAAGGAGAGAUGAGCAAGAUCCAGAAGACUAGCCGGUUUGAGGUUCUAGGACGAGCCAAGGAGGGAUUCAAGGGAGCUGCUGACGCCGAGGAGCGCGAGGGUCCUGUUCAGUUUGAGAAGGACACUGCGGACCCAUUCGGCAUUGAUAGCAUGAUCGCCGAUGUGACUUCCGGCCAGAAGCGGUACGGAAUCCAAGAGGCGGGCGAAGAUGAUCGUGGCUCGAAACGCGCAAGGGUCGACGAGGACUAG